AUGUCAAUGAUCGGCAAACUCCUUAUUCAAGCGAUCAAUAAAAGUGGCUUUACGUGUUUGGAGACAAAGAGGACUUCCCUUGUGUUUUAUCAACUAAUUCUUAAAACCCCUGUAGUCACCUGGCUUAUCAUCAAAACAAAGUUGUAUCACACAACCGAAUCAUUCGUCAAAGAUCUCGGCAUUUGGCUGGCAAAUAAUGGGAAGGCCGUAAAAGGCCAUAUGCUAGGUUCAUUACUGGCGACGCAGAGCGGUGGUAACUCCACACCCAAUUCCGCAAAUUACAGGCGUAUGCAUUUGCAGCCAAUAUUGUUGCUGAAAUUACCCACUUCGUUUGUGGCAAUGAUACUGAUUGCAUCAACUGGCGCCUACCCUCACUGGAGCGUCUAUGAUAGUCUCGAUACUUAUGAUGAUUACUUUGAUGAUUUCGACCAACAGUACGCCCAACUUCAAAAGCGCUUCCUUUUGGGUCUCGGCCUUACCAAGAACACGCCAGAAAACUAUCUUCUCAAAACCUUCCUUCUUGUUGAGAAUUAA
Messenger RNA from Echinococcus granulosus, 534 nucleotides. RefSeq lists its product as hypothetical. Bases 1 to 534 code for a protein of 177 amino acids. Lineage: Eukaryota; Metazoa; Platyhelminthes; Cestoda; Cyclophyllidea; Taeniidae. The record is from RefSeq and is a predicted model, not a curated record. The transcript has 6 exons.